This is a messenger RNA of Amoebophrya sp. A25, 575 nucleotides long. NCBI's taxonomy places the organism in Eukaryota, Dinophyceae, Syndiniales, Amoebophryaceae. The record is from the annotation of a GenBank genome assembly.
UUCAACUCCAACAUCGUCAAAAACACAAAGCGAGUCAUCAUGUUCAGCUUACUCUCGGUAUUGGAGUAUGGGUAGUGGUGGCGAACAACACUCUGCAGCAGAGAAGUCGACUUCUGAUGGAGGCUCGCUUCCUCUCCAUCACGAUCUGUCUAGUCAUCUCGACCUUUCAGAUGCAACAGCAGAAAUGAUAGAGAAGAGGAUUUUUCCCCCGCUAAAUCAAGUAGCGGUGGGUAGCUCUGCAGCACCACAACCAGCAGCUGGUCAACAUGAAGCUGUUGUAGAAUAUGAAGUUCCCUUCAACCCAGAAGAUGCGCUAGACCCUGCUUUGAUUGCGGGACUUGAGUAUUUACAGGAUAGGAAUCUAGACGAGAUACAACAGAGCCGACAAGGAGAUGUAGAAGCACAGGCUUCUAAGAUCUCAAGACAAGACGUCAUGGAUUUCAUGCACUUGUUGAGACCCACACGCUUCAAGAACUUUGAACACGAGAUGUCAAAUUUUACGUGGUUGCUGUGAUUCUUUCGGGUUGCAUAUUAACAGUGCAAUUUAUCUAACAGUACCACAAUGAGUCCUCAAU